Messenger RNA from Protobothrops mucrosquamatus (brown spotted pit viper), 1896 nucleotides. Its product is annotated as cation-transporting ATPase 13A2-like. NCBI's taxonomy places the organism in Eukaryota, Metazoa, Chordata, Lepidosauria, Squamata, Viperidae. Bases 1 to 1824 code for a protein of 607 amino acids. Gene Ontology annotation, molecular function: ATP binding; ATP hydrolysis activity; P-type transmembrane transporter activity. The record is from RefSeq and is a predicted model, not a curated record. The transcript is spliced from 12 exons. Gene Ontology annotation, cellular component: membrane. Gene Ontology annotation, biological process: regulation of autophagosome size; autophagosome-lysosome fusion; intracellular calcium ion homeostasis.
AUGCAGAUGGCACCCUGCACAAAGAAUUCCUCUCAGCCGCUUCAGCUGCGGCGUCACAGAGGAGCCAUCCUGGCUGCUUCCGGGGGCUCAGUUGUGACCUCUCCUCCACAGAAGCCCCCCGUCCCCAUGGCUGUCCUCCGCCGUUUCCCGUUUUCGUCAGCUCUGCGAAGGAUGUGCGUUCUGGGGAAGGCUCCCGGCAACAGCCCUGUGGAGGCUUUCAUGAAGGGAGCGCCGGAGACGGUGGCCAGUCUCUGCAAGAGAGAAUCAGUCCCGCAGGAUUUUUCCCAGCAGCUGCACCAGUUCACAAGCAACGGGUUCCGUGUUCUGGGGCUGGCUUACAAGCCCUCGGUGGCCGUGGGGACCUUUGAAGAAGCCCAGGAGGUGACCAGAGACUGGGUGGAGGCGGACAUGAUCUUCCUUGGGCUCCUGGUCCUCAAGAACGUCCUCAAGCCCGAGACAACACCCGUCAUCCGUGUGCUGCGCAGUGCGGGGAUCCAAACCGUCAUGGUCACAGGGGACAACAUGCUCACUGCAGUGAACGUGGCGAGGAGCUGCCAAAUGUUGGAGGCGCAAGAGCGGGUGGUGUUUGUCAACGCUGCGCCGCCCAGCCACGGCAAGCUAGCUGCCCUCACCUUCACUCCUUCUGAUAUCUCUUCGGAGCAGGGUGCCCACCGCCAAGACGGCGACUUCCAGGAACAGCAGCCGUCCUCCUUCGCCUUGAACGGGAAAUCCUUUGCGGUCCUCUGCGAGUGCUUCCCAGCCCUCUUGCCCAAGAUAUUAGUCCAAACGACUAUUUUCGCACAGAUGUUACCUGAUCAGAAAACUCGCUUGGUCGAGCAUUUGCAACAGCUGAACUACUGCGUGGCGAUGUGUGGCGACGGGGCCAACGACUGUGGGGCUCUGAAGGCAGCCGAUGUGGGCAUCUCGCUCUCCGAAGCGGAGGCCUCGGCAGCAGCACCAUUCACUUCCCAGAUGGAUAAUAUCAACUGCGUCCCCAUCACCAUUAGGGAAGGAAGAUGCUCCUUGGUCACCUCCUUCGGCCUCUUCAAAUACAUGGCCUUCUACAGCCUCACGCAAUUUGUUUCCGUGCUCCUGCUGUACACGAUCAACACCAACUUGAGCGACGGGCAGUUCCUGUUCACCGAUCUCAUCAUCACCACCACGAUGGUCGCUCUCAUGGGCAAGACCGAGCCUGCCGAGGACUUGGGUCUCCGGCGCCCGCAGGGAGCCCUGAUCAGCCUCGCCGUCCUGGGCAGUCUUUGCCUCCAAACGGCUCUCAUCGUGGCCAUCCUGGUGAUCGUCUACUUCAUCACCAUCUCCCAGCAGUGGUUCACCCCUCUGAACAGCACUCUGUCCGCCCCCGCAAACCUGCCAAAUUACGAGAACACGGUUAUCUUCUGCACCUCGGGGUUCCAGUAUCUCAUCUUGGCGGUGGUCGUGUCCAAAGGCCGGCCUUUCCGCAAGCCGCUUUAUACCAAUGUGCCCUUUUUGAUUGCCUUACUCUUGCUCACCGGCUUCAUGAUCUGGCUGACCGUCUUUCCGCUGGCCUUCAUGCAAAAGCUCCUGCGUUUGAAGAGCCCCAGUGACCUGAGCUUCAAAGUGAUCUUGCUGGGAAUGGCUGCUCUCCACUUCUUCGUGGCUUUCGUGCUGGAGGUGGGCUUGGACCACGGCCUGCUGAACGGCUUCCGGAAGCUGCGACGCAAGAAGGCAUCCAAAAAGCUUUACAAGCAGCUGCAGUGGGAGCUUAGCCAGGAGAAGAGCUCGUGGCCGCCUCUCCACGCACCUCUCUUUGCCCCCACCAGAACCUCCCCAGCCACAAGAUGACACCAGUCGGUGACCGUCUCUGUGUCGGGUCUCUGCUGCUGUUCCUUUUCGGAUCUAGUCCCUUCCUCCCAG